Molecule: messenger RNA, 3304 nt
Organism: Exophiala xenobiotica
Lineage: Eukaryota; Fungi; Ascomycota; Eurotiomycetes; Chaetothyriales; Herpotrichiellaceae
Exons: 4
Coding region: 1668-3170 (500 amino acids)
Source: RefSeq, a predicted model, not a curated record
AACCGAGGCUGCAGGUUUUUGUCGAGUUGCCCCUGCAUAUUCGGCCUCGGCCGGUUGCACAUGCACGCACAUGGUAGUCAUGGUUCACUCCGGCUUGUUUUCGAGUCUAUUUACGAGUACUCUCAGGUACGGAUACUAGCAGGGCUUUCGACGAAGAACCGGACACGCUUCCCGGCAUCCAGGAGCUGAAUGGACUCAUCGGGUCCGAUGUUGGCCGCGUCCACGAGCUCAUGCUUUCGCUAUCUGGGUAUACCAGUCAACAUCCUCUUUGAUGUUCACCGAAGCACCAGCACCAGAUGUGGUUGGGCAAUGAUUAGCAGGACCGGAAGAUGCAGCGACUUGGAUCGCACCAGGCCACUGUUAUCUCCUGUUCUCAUGCAUUGGCCACAGUAACGCCAACUAUUCUCUGCGCCUUCUGGAUGCAAUCCUGACAGCUUUCAGCGCGGCUACCAGUCACAGCGACUAUCCUGAAAAUGUGGAUUCACCCUUCGCCCUUCGUCGGCCAGGACAUAGUCAUCUACAGUUCCGCAGAUGUUGCCGCUACAUCAAUCGGGAUGCAAACCUGCCUCAAGGCGGCACGCUCACAACCAGGAGCCUAUCAAACAGUCCAGAAAGACGCCGAUUCGUUCUACAGGGAGAACCAUUUCCAAAGGCCAAUCAUGGACAAUGACACGGAGAAGCUUUCUUAUUUAUGUGUGGCUCUCAAGAAAACCUUGCUGCUGUUAGCCCUCAACACUCUACCAUCUCCUACGUGUCAAGAAUCGCGCUUUGCUAUUGUUAGCAUCGCCGUUGCUCCCCGGACUGCGGUCGGGAUGAUUUUCAAGAGCUCCAACCUCAGAUCCCGAGACCUGGCCGAACUCUGUGCUAGACUGGUGAGGUCUUGCUCUCCUCUUCCCAUGUGAGGCGCCAUGCAAACCCCAGAAUGUGUCCAGAGCCAACAUCGAGUUCGAACAUUAUUGUCUUCGGAGAGAUAUGCCUGAAAGAGACAUUUGUUCUUUGGGUGUUGUGGGGCCACCCAGAUUUUUGCCGGCUUAGGAAUAGCUUCAAAACCCUCACACGUCCAUGAUGGACAUCGCGGUGUGCGCGUUGUGCGCGCUGUAGCAUACGGGUAGUACAUCUACCCCGGUUCCAAGGCAGGCAUCAGAUUAUACAGGGAUGGUGCAAUUCGUCUUGAUGGACGAUACCCCGAGUAUUGCUGAUCAGCUAUUCUCCCAAGAAUUGGUCGCUGGAAUAUCUCAGCAGCCACCCAGCAGCUAGACCAUCUGGGCUCUGGCACAGAUCCACCACAAGACCCCUGGCCUACAAGUAUUUCUUCAUUCUGCAAAGAAGUCCCCGUCUUUCCCUAUUCCAGCACCAUAAUGAGCCUCCGUCUGCUGCCUUCGCUAUGGCCUGUCUAUCAGUACGCCAGUGUGGGCUGAUCGAUCGCCCAGCUGUUCGAAGCCCAUACUGAACCACGCACGCCGAAUACAAUGUCCUUAGUACCAUCAUGCUAGACAUAUUUGGGUUCUUGAGCACAGGAGGACUGAUAGCGAUGCAACUCUUGGCCCUUUGUAACUACUUCAUCAACGUCCGAACCAACCUUCUUCCUUCAUACAGCUUUUUCGAGGGCCUGUACGUCUUCCCUUUUACUUACAACAGGAGUCGAGCUUACCGCGCACACGCGCACCAUGGUCUGGCCAACCUCGUCCUUCGUCAUGCUAACGAGUCCCUUCACGCUCGUGUCUUUGGCCGUAUGCGUCAGCAUCUUGCUAUAUCUAUUUCAUUUGAGAAGAAGUGAUCAGCAACAUGUUCUUCGUCGUUUUCUGAGCCUACAACAGCCGCGGACAACUACCGCACUCGAGUCCUCUCCAGAAAAACCGGCUCAGCGCACGGAACCGAGUUAUGUCGACGUCUUUCCGCCCACGCAGCGCGGGACCCUGGACAAGAUUGUGUCGAAACUACCCGAGGUUCAGAAGCAAGCCAUGGGUGGUCACCUUCCCUUCGACGAAGCGGCGUUCCAACGCGCCCUUCUCGGUCUUAAUGAGAACUACGAAACGGCCGCCCCGAACAAAUAUUGCUUCUCGGGCUUUUCGAUGGCCGAGAUUCGAGCACUGGGCGACUUUCCCGAUUACGCAGAGCUCAGUGGCGUGCCGGCUCCAGCGCCCUACAAGCAGUUCAAUAUAGAAACUGCACUACCGCGCCCGUAUCGCCCUUUCAGGUGGUCAUACCACCAGACGAUGUCAUUGAUGAAGAUGGAGCCAGACUUCUGGAUCGAACUCGAAAAUUCCUACAAAGAGCGCAUUGCCGAGCGACAGAACCUCUACGCCCGCCACGGCGGAGACGUCCUGCAACACCUUCCAGGGUCUGAACUUGCCUGCAAAGAGCUGAUGGAAAUGGUGCUGCAGUUCCUCUGUGCCAGAUAUCCACAGUACUUCACUCUCUCCGCCGACAAGACGGUCCUCGAGAACGGGAUCCUCCAGACAACGACCGAUCUCAAACGCACUCCUCCUCUGAUUACGCUUCUCAACAACGUACCCGAGGACUUUGCCAUCAUGCUCCGCAAUCCCGCGGACGGCUACUACUACCUCCGAGCGGGCAUCAUCUGCUCUGCCGUGGGAUGGAAUUUGGGCUUGAAGAUCGGCAAAAGCUUGCCUGAGAUCCAUAUCCCAGUCCCGGAUUACAAAGAGAAAAUGCAAAUGAGCAUGGACAGGUUCUUCACGAAAAUGCCCACCACCAAGCCCAUUCAACGCGGCUCCUGGUUUUUCGAGAUCGACCAACCCCUCUACAUGCCGCCGAACGACCCUCGUGAGAAGAGACUGGGGUUUCAAGACCCUCGGCUGGAGCCAGAGAAUAUACAUCUACGGGUUGACUGGCAGACUCUACGCCGUCUGCCGUUAUCUGGAGGUGUCGUCUUCAACUUCAAGGCCCUGUUCACCCCGAUCACGGAAUUCCGCAACGAACCAUAUAUCCCCAGCUUGACGCUCAAGCUCUUGAACGAAAGUAAAGCAGACCUUCUGAAGUAUAAGCAUACCUGGCACAUCGAGCACAUUGUCAAACCCCUGAUGGCCAGGUAUGAGAAGGAGCAAUUUGAGACAGGUGUGAUUCCCAGGGAUUGGGUCCAUCACACUCUCGAUGAGUCGCCGUUCUUCCCUGGUUGGGAAGACAAAUGGCGUCUGCAGCAAGGUUUCUGAGAGCUCAGCUUUCUUGUUGUUAGCAGAGUCAUGAUUAUAUCUCAGUUCAUGAAUAUUUCUAGAUGUUGCUAAUGUCAUUGUGUCCCAGCAUAAUCUCGUCAGCCUCUAAUGAAUAAUGGUCCAAAACUCUCCUG